Gastrolobium bilobum is the source of this 4383-nucleotide messenger RNA. RefSeq lists its product as uncharacterized. The transcript is spliced from 12 exons. The record is from RefSeq and is a predicted model, not a curated record. Gene Ontology annotation, molecular function: DNA helicase activity. Bases 1 to 4383 code for a protein of 1460 amino acids. Gene Ontology annotation, biological process: DNA repair; telomere maintenance. Lineage: Eukaryota; Viridiplantae; Streptophyta; Magnoliopsida; Fabales; Fabaceae.
AUGUCCUCAAAAUAUGACUUCGUAAAGGAUCUUAAUCCGACGAAAGAAGAGUGGAGGAUUAAAGUGCGUGUAGUUAGGUGUUGGAAGGUUCCCAGUUUUAAUCAAAAAGAUUUUGAUGACAAUGUGGAUAUGGUUUUGGUCGACGAACGGGGUGGAAGGAUCCAUGCUACGGCCAAGGGUACUUUGCAGGUUCGGAAGAAAAUUCAUGAGGGUGAUGCUUAUUUUAUAAAAAAUUUUGGAGUUGGGUUGAAUACGGAUAGCAAAAAUGCUAGGAUGAGACGCAAAGGAAUCAUUGCUCAGAGGAAGAAUUCAAAGAAAUUUACAAGCACACUCAAUUCCAUUAGUAGAAUGGCUGAUUUAACAGAGAUUAAUGCUGAGGAUGCAAUCACCAUGCGUUCAACUGUUACUGUGUUAUCUAAAGAGAAAUUCGUGUCAGGGAAUGAUAACUGCCCAAGUAGUACUUCAACUUAUGUCUGUCAACAAAACACCAAUUCACCCGAUCAGCCUGUGUUAGACAUAUCUUCUGUCAACGAAGAUUAUUGGGACGUUGGGGAUCCCACUUUCAUCUGCACGCAUUGUGGAGCAAGUAUGUGGUAUGAAGAGAGACUUAAAAAAGACAGAAAGUCAUGCACGCCUGAGUUCGGUUUGUGCUGCGGCAAUGGAAAAGUUAAACUUCCUUCUUUAAAAAUGGCUCCAGAUACAUUGCUUCAACUGCACAAUAAUGAAGAUAUAAGGAGCCGUCAUUUUUUACGAUAUAUUCGAACGUACAACAUGAUUUUUGCCUUCACCUCCUUCGGUGCAAAAGUUGAUAGAUCCGUAAAUGAAGGUUCUGGACCUUACUGUUUUCGAGUUGGAGGACAGGUUCAUCAUUUAAUGGGCAGCCUUAUUCCGCCUGAUAACACGUCUCCAAAAUUGAAAUGCAGUCCCACAAACAAUGAAGACAUCCUAGAUCCCGAUAUUGUGAGAUCUUUGAAGGAAAUGCUAGAUGAGCACAACAGAAUUGCGCAAUCUUUUCGGUAUGCUAGAGACCGUUAUAAGGAAGAUGACUUCAAUGGGGUGAAGUUGAGGCUUAUUCGAAAGCGUGGUAGCGAUGGAAGAGUUUAUAAUCUUCCCUCUGCAUCUGAAGUUGCUGCUUUGAUUGUAGGAGAUAUAGACAACGUCAUGGGUGACAGAGACAUCAUUGUGGAGACACAAACCGGACUUUUGCAGCGCAUUGAUGUCAAGCAUCCCCUAUAUCUUGGCUUACAAUAUCCUUUGUUAUUUCCUUAUGGAGAGGAUGGUUAUCGCGAUGAUGUCCAGCGUGCUUCCAUUUCCAGUGGUAGGACAAACCCAAGAUCAACGAUUAGCAUGAAAGAAUUCUUUUCGUUUAGGCUUCAAAUGAGAUCAGGGGAGUCCCAAAUUCUUCUUCACUCCAGAAAACUAUUCCAGCAAUUCCUGGUUGAUGCUUAUACUAUGGUUGAGUAUGACCGUCUUAUUUUCAUUCGCCAUAAUCAAAAUCAACUAAGGGCAGAGUUGUACAAAAAUAUAAUACAUGCAUCGGAUAAAGGGGAGGAUGCAGCUGUUAAAACUGGAAAGCGUAUUAUUCUUCCUUCUUCAUUCACAGGCGGACCUAGAUAUAUGGCUGAGAAUUGUAAGGAUGCUUUUGCAAUCUGCCGUUGGGCUGGAUAUCCUCAUCUUUUUAUAACAAUUACCUGCAAUCCUAAGUGGCCAGAAAUUACACGGUUUCUUAGGGCCAGAAACUUAAACGCUGAAGAUCGACCUGAUAUUCUUUGCAGAGUUUUCAAGUUCAAGUUAGACCAAUUGCUCCAUGAUUUAAAAAAAGAACAUGUUCUUGGCAGAGUUAAUGCAUAUGUUUGUACAAUUGAAUUUCAAAAACGUGGACUCCCUCAUGCUCAUAUUCUGUUGUUCUUGCACCCUUCUAACAAGCCCAACAGUGGACUUGAUAUUGAUAGAUUGAUUUCAGCAGAGAUUCCUAACAAGGAAACCCAUCCUUCUCUCUUUCUUGCUGUCACAAGUUACAUGAUGCAUGGUCCCUGUGGUGCUAACAAUUACAAGUCACCUUGCAUGAAGGAGGGAAAGUGUACAAAGAAAUUUCCAAAGGGUUUUUGUUCCCGUACGAUUAUUGAUGAUGACGGAUUCCCUCAUUAUAAGAGAAGAGAUAAUGGGAGGGUUGCGAAGAAAAAUGGUGUUGAACUUGAUAAUCGUUUUGUUGUGCCUUAUAAUGCAAAACUCCUUUUAAAGUACCAGGCUCAUAUUAAUGUGGAAUAUACCUGUCAGACCAGUGCUAUUAAAUAUCUUUUUAAAUACAUUCAUAAAGGAAAUGAUAGAGUUACUGCUGCUAUACAUCAUUCAGAUGAUGAAAUUAAAAUGUUUUAUGAUUGUAGGUAUGUAUCCGCAUGUGAAGCUGCUUGGAGAAUAUUUGGAUUUGAAAUUCAUUACAGAAACCCCCCUGUGAUGAGAUUGCCAUUUCACUUACCCAAUGAAAAGACCGUUGUUUUUCAUGAUACUGCAUCAAUAUCUGAAGUAAAGACAAGGGAGGAGUUUAGACAAUCAAUUUUUGAGAGUUGGAUGGAUGCAAAGGGUUGCACAAGUUACGAGGACCUGAGAACUAUCAAUGGGGUGAUGUUUCCAACAUUUAAAGAUGCUUGCUAUUCUCUUGGACUUUUGGAUGAUGACAAUGAAUACAUUGAUGCAAUUAAGGAGGCAAGUUCUUGGCAGUCAGCUUCUUAUCUUAGACGUCUUUUUGCUCUGUUGUUGUUCGGUAACUCAAUGAAUAGACCUGAAAAUGUUUGGGGGAAGUGUUGGCAAUUUCUCUCUGACGAUGUUCUUUAUCGACAUAGAACAACAGUAGGACAUCCAGAUGCAAAUCUUACUGAAGAACAAAUAAAAAACACAACACUUGCUGAAAUUGAUAAAGUGAUACAGAGUAAUGGAAAAUGCCUUUCUGAUUACCCUUCAAUGCCCUGCAUCACUGGUGCAUCGUUGCUUGAUAUGCACAAUUGCUUAGUGCUUGAUGAAUUACUGUAUGACAGAUUGUUUUUGGUUGAAGAACAUAAAAGACUAAUGAGUUCCCUUACAGAUGAGCAAAAAGUUGUCUAUGACAAGAUAAUUUCAGCAGUUUCAGUGGGUACAGGGGGAUUCUUUUUUCUAUACGGCUUUGGUGGUACAGGAAAAACAUUUAUUUGGAAUACAUUGUCAGCAUCCAUUAGAUCAAAAGGCGAAAUUGUACUUAAUGUUGCUUCUAGCGGGAUUGCAUCACUUUUGCUUCCUGGAGGCCGGACAACACACUCUAGAUUUCGUAUUCCAAUUCAGAUCACUGAGGAUUCAACCUGUAAUAUACGGCAGGAUUCUAAUAUUGCCGAAUUGCUGGCGAAAACAAAGCUAAUCAUCUGGGAUGAAGCUCCAAUGGUACACAGAUUUUGCUUUGAGGCUCUAGACAAAACACUUAGAGAUGUUCUUAGAUUUUCUGAUUCAAGUUGUGUUGAUAAACCAUUUGGUGGGAAAGUUGUUGUUCUUAGGGGUGACUUUAGGAAAAUCUUACCUGUUGUUCCUCAUGGAAGCAGACAAGAUAUAGUCCAUGCAACCAUUAAUUCUUCUUGUCUUUGGUCUCAUUGUCAUUUAUUAACUUUGACCAAGAACAUGUGGCUUAGUUCUGGAAGUGACAUUCACAAUUUAAUGGAAAUAAAGGAAUUUUCUGAUUGGCUUCUUAAAGUCGGGGAUGGUGUUCUUGGAGAUGAUGUGGAUGGAGAAUCUAUUAUAACAAUUCCAGAUGAAUUAUUGAUUAAAAAAAUCACUGAUCCAGGUGACGAAAGAAUAUAUUUAAGUUCAGAUAAUAUUUUGAAGCAAGACGGUAAUUCUUCCCUUGAGGAUGAUGAAUUCUCACCUGAGAUCUUAAAUACCUUCUCCUGUUCUGGGCUUCCGGAUCAUAAAUUAAUUUUGAAGGUCAAAGUUCCAGUCAUGCUAUUAAGAAAUAUUGACCAAUCAAGAGGUUUAUGCAAUGGAACAAGAUUACUUAUUACAAGAUUAGGCAAUCAUGUGGUUGAGACAACUGUUCUUACAAGAAGCAAUAUAGGAGAAAAUGUGUUAAUCCCUAGAAUGACAAUGAGCUCCUCAAGUCAUUCUUUUCCUGUAAAUUUCCAAAGAAGACAAUUUCCCCUCGUCGUUUCGUUUGCCAUGACAAUCAAUAAGAGUCAAGGACAAUCGCUUUCUCAUGUUGGAAUUUAUCUACCCAGGCCAGUCUUUAGUCAUGGGCAAUUAUAUGUGGCACUAUCCCGAGUAAAGAGCAAAAAGGGAUUGAAGAUUUUGAUAGUUGAUGAUGAUGGUUGUGUAACAAACAAUACCUUUAACAUAGUCUACAAAGAAGUAUUUCAGAGAUUACUGUGA